Molecule: messenger RNA, 2127 nt
Organism: Arachis stenosperma
Lineage: Eukaryota; Viridiplantae; Streptophyta; Magnoliopsida; Fabales; Fabaceae
Exons: 6
Coding region: 493-1989 (498 amino acids)
Source: RefSeq, a predicted model, not a curated record
AGGAGACAGGGCAUGUAGAAUGUUUCAUGUGGAGGUAGCCUGAAAUGUAAGGAAGGAAGAAGGUUGGGGGAAAUGAUUGAAAGAAAGAAAGAAAGAAAAGGGGGAGUUUCAUUCUCAAAGUUGGUCAGCUUUCCAUUUUAAUGAGUUAUGAGAGAAGCAGCAGCAUAAGAUAAGAAAUUAAAGAAAGAACCAGCAUAAAGCAUAAGCAACCAUUCACGUCUCAAAUUAAAUCUGUGACACACACUUUUCUCUUCUCUUCUCUUCUCUUCUUUUCUUCGACGUCAUCACUCAUCACAUGGGUUCCGCCACCAGUAGACUAGACGGUUCUCGCCCUCCCACGCCGAGGCUCAACCGCAACAACACACGCUUCAGCCUCUCCUCUCUUCUCUGCGGUGCUUCCACCUCUCGCUCCACCUAUCAGGGAUGGCUUUUACAUAGAUACUCAACAAAUAACUAAUACUGGAAGUGACCUUCUUAUAUUGUUUUAUAUAGAUGGAAGAACAUCCAUCUGAACUUCAGGUAGAUUUAGCAACAGAACCUGAUGGUGGAACUCAGGAAAUCACUGAGGAAUCAUCUUUAUCAUGUACAGAAGCUAGAAUCAGCUGCAGCCACCAUGCUGAAGCCGCUACCUCAUCCAAUACAAGAACUGAGUCUCAUCGGCAUAUUGGUAUUGAAGGUUCUUCCAUAAAUGUUGCAGCAAGUAGUCAGAGGAAGUGCUUGUCUGAAUGUAAGGAGCUAGUCCCUCCUCAUCAGGUAAGUGCUGGUCAUAGUGGUAAUGAAUCAUAUAGGGAUAGUAGCAAUACAGCUAGUACUUCUUUUGUAGAGCAACAAUCUUCAGAUCCAGUCUCUGUAAAUGUUUCUGCUAACAAAGAUGGAGUCAAUAAUGUUGAUGAUCCAGUGGUUAGUGGUGUAUCUCAAAUCUCUCAUGAGACAGUGCAUCCAUGGAGUUCGAGCCCUCAGGAGAAUGGAUAUUUUAGUUCUGGGGAAAUUUCUGUUGAGAAUGAUGCAUUAAUGGCUACCCAAAGUCCUUCUUCGGAUCCCGUUUCUCAAGUUUCCAAUUUACCGGCACCUUCUCCUAUGCCCGAAGAUGAACCUCGCAGAGAGGCAAUACCUUCAGGAUUAGGUAUUCUUGUGUCUAAUCGGGAAAGAGUGCAGGGAAAUGAUAGUGUGCUUCAAGUUGAUGUUGUCACAAUAUCCUCCAACAUCUUGUCUGGCAGCACUGCUGAUGCCAAUGAUCAUGAUACCGGAAGGAGUGGUAGAAGAAUAUUUUGGGAUGCUUUUUCACGGCGUAGUUCUAGAAGGCUUGGCGACUCUCAAACAAUUGUGUUCUCUGCUGGCGGUGCCGAUGAUCCUAGAUCUCAAGAUAGAUGGCUUGUUGAUCUUGGUGGGGAUUUCUCCAACGAUGGGUUUGGAGGUGCUUCUUCUGGAUAUGUGGGCAGUAGAAUUCACAGAUUUAAUGAAAGAAUGCGGCACUCAAGAUCCGAGAUCUGGGAAAGGCUUCGAGGUGGCCUUGAUGAUUUUGGUCGUUUGAAUUCUUCAUGUCCAUCAGGACUUCAUGCAGAUGGUAUGUGCUCAUGUGAGUCUUUACCAACAGCUGAAGAAUCUAGCACUCGAGCAAGUAUUUCAAGAAUUGUCAUGCUGGCUGAAGCUCUGUUUGAGGUUUUAGAUGAAAUCCAUCGGCAACCUGUAUCGCUUUCCCUAUCCAUGGUUUCCCUUCCCGCACCUGAAUCAGUUGUCGACUCUUUCCCUCUUAAGUCUCACAAAAAGGUCGAUGCAGCUGACGGUGGCAGUGAUGCUGAACAAUGUUACAUAUGUUUGGCGGAGUAUGAAGAAGGGGACCAAAUUCGAGUUCUUCCUUGCAACCAUGAGUAUCACAUGUCGUGCGUUGAUAAGUGGCUUAAAGAAAUACAUGGCGUAUGCCCUCUUUGUCGUGGCAAUGUUUGUGGAGGGUUCACGGAGUCUUCUGCCAACUCAGUGCCAUCUCAUUGAUAUUGUUGUACAUAUGGAUGUAAAUAUUCAAAUGACAUGUAGAAAAUAGCCAUUUAGAUUACCUAUCUAUUCUGGCAAAAUAAUGAGAUAUUUUUGUAUUCCAAUUUUGUGAUAUUCCUUCCCCCAAUUACAUUUUCA